Molecule: messenger RNA, 2175 nt
Organism: Pyricularia pennisetigena
Lineage: Eukaryota; Fungi; Ascomycota; Sordariomycetes; Magnaporthales; Pyriculariaceae
Exons: 3
Coding region: 1-2175 (724 amino acids)
Biological process (GO): P-body assembly; deadenylation-independent decapping of nuclear-transcribed mRNA
Cellular component (GO): P-body
Molecular function (GO): mRNA binding
Source: RefSeq, a predicted model, not a curated record
AUGGCGUCCCAGUUCAUCGGCGCGCAUAUGCUGGUGACGCUGCACCAACCGCCUACGAGGUUGCGCGGAGUGGUGACGGAUGUGCGCUCCGGCCAUAGCUUGACUCUGUCAAACGUUUGGUCCGCCGAUACCAACGUCUUUUUGCAGCCCACGGUUACGAUCCAGGCCACCAAUGUCGCCAAUCUAGUCGAAGUUCCCCAGCCGCCCGCCGCUCCCACCAAUGGUCCUAUAGCGGCGGUGCCCAGUUCGCAUGUCCCACCGCCACAAGUAGUACCUCUUGCCGACCCUGCCAUCGUCGCCAUGAGCAAGCCUCCUUCCGGACCCCGGGCCCAACCGAACACGAGCGAGAAGAGGGAGCCUGUCCGCACAACUUCUGGAGAGACAACGCCGGUGCCAGCGACACUGGCUGGAUCUAUUGCGGCACUGACAGUAGAUACCAGCGAGGUCGAGGCUGGAGCCGAGGCGGACAGCGACGCUGCUGCUACUGUCAAGGCCACAUCGGUUCCGGUACCGACCAAGAAGAAGGGACGCAGGGCCCGCGCGGCCAAGGCAGGUCGUGUUGCUGCCGCUCAGGCAGAUGCUGCUACACCGGGAUCGGCGGGUCGUCAGACGCCAACCGUUCAGGGAUCCAAGGGCUGGAGGCAAACCCCGAUGCUGGAGGACACAUCCUCGUUCCAACCUUACAACUCACUUCGCAAGUCGCGCGGGAGGAAAGGGAACAACUUGGCGGUAGACAAUGGUUGGGCGUCGGAGGAUGUCACAGACGUCCAAGAGAUGGGCGAGUUUGAUUUUGAAGGAAGCCUGGCCAAGUUUGAUAAGCACACACUUUUCGAUCAGAUGAGGAAAGAAGACCAGAUCGACGACGCGAGCCGCCUGGUCUCACACAACAGGCUGCCAAGGCCAAAGCCGGGAACUGCAGGCGGCAAAAACCUGCACUAUACGGAAAAUGUGCUCGAUGCCACGCCGACGAGCGUCGCCAAGAGCAAGGACGAACUGCCCAACGACUUUUGGAAUAGCGAGGCAGACGAUGGCGUGGUCAAUGGAAGCGAGCGGCUGAGUGGGAGAGAGCUGGGGAGCAGACAAAGUUCACGAAGGGCCGAGAGCAAAAUAUCUACGACCAGGAGAUCUCAGUCAAGAAAGGCCAGCGCAGCCACGAUAACAGGCCCAGCCAGGACAGGCUCGAGUGGGGCGAACCCAACUUUAGCAAGCCCAGGACUUGUUCUCUUGCCCUCUGGACGGAGGGCGGAAACCGUUUCGGCUCUCCAAAUGAUUAACCUUGAAAAUAUUGCGCACAACGAGCUCGGUCUCACGGAUGAAAUGAUGACAGAAAAUGCCGCCAGGGGCCUGGCCGAGGUUGCACUAGUUGCACUUGCAGAUCCGGCAGUGAGGCUUAUAUCAGGCACUGGCGGUAACUCGGGCGAUUCGUCGGGGCCACCGCCCGCUACAGUCGCCAUUCUUGCGGGCAACAACAAGUCCGGUAUAAGAGCAGUCGCCGCGGCGCGGCAUUUACGAAACAAGGGUGUCACUCCUGUGGUGUGCGUAGUGGGUUUGGAACGGGGCGAGCGUGAACUGCUCGAGGGCAUGCGGCAACAGCUUCGGUUACUGCGCAACUUUGGAGUGCGGACGUGCUUCUCAAAGAGCGAAUUCUUUGAGCACGUGCGCAAGAUCAGCAUCCCAACCUUGACGGUCGACACGCCACGUGGGGCCAUAAUGCCCAAGCCGCCUGCCGUCACGCUCAUUAUCGACGCACUGCUAGGUUUGGCGACUCCGUUUGACGAGCUGCGGACGGGCGAGCAGGCAACAGUAUACGAACUGAUAGAGUGGGCAAACCGCAACGAGGCGUUUGUGCUGGCUGUCGACGUCCCGACAGGGGUCGACCCAUCGACGGGACACGUUAGCAUCGUCGACGGGACCCGACUGUACGUGAGGCCGCGGUUUGUGGUAGCCAUGGGAGCCCCCAAGAAGGGACUGCUCGAAACGAUGAUGUCCAGCGAAGGGGAAGAGGCAGCGGCCGAGGACUGGAAGCUCUUUAUAGCGGAUAUUGGCUUGGGCUCGGCGGUCUGGAGGAGAGCGGGGACCAAGAUCCGACGAGGCAUUGACUUUGGCGACCGAUGGGUCGUUGACAUGAAGUUUUCGAGGAAUGCCGGUGUUGCCAGUGCUGUUGCGUCGAACUAG